Chelonoidis abingdonii (Abingdon island giant tortoise) is the source of this 1722-nucleotide messenger RNA. The record is from RefSeq and is a predicted model, not a curated record. NCBI's taxonomy places the organism in Eukaryota, Metazoa, Chordata, Testudines, Testudinidae.
AUGUCCAGAGCUUUAAUUGACUUUCUAGGACAAAUUAAGCCCCGUCUUGUUGGAGGAGACGGCGCCUGCUCAGGACGUGUGGAGAUAAAACAUGGAAACACGUGGACCACAGUCUGUGAUGCACAUUUUGAUCUCAAAGUUGCCAACGUUAUCUGUAAUGAACUACAGUGUGGAAUAGCUGUAUCUAUCCCAGGAGGACGUCAUUUCGGAGAAGGACAAGGGAUGAUCUUGACUGAAGAAUUCCAGUGUGUGGGGAAUGAGUCUCUCCUGUUCUCCUGUCCCAGGAUAUCAGAAGUGAAUCAGACAUGCUCACACACAAAUGAUGCUGAUGUCAUAUGCUCACGUUUCCGUCUGGUGAACGGCAGCACAGUGUGCUCAGGGAGGGUGGAGAUCAAGGUUGGUGAUGCCUGGGGAACUGUCUGUGACUCACACUGGGAUCUAUCAGAUGCCAACGUUCUCUGUCAUCAGCUCAACUGUGGGUUCGCUGAAUCGGCUCCAGGAGGAGCGUAUUUUGGAAAAGGAACUGACUCUGUCUGGACAGACACAUAUCACUGUAAAGGGACUGAACCCCAUUUGGCUCAUUGCCCUGUUACUGCCCUGGGGGCCUCUCAGUGCUCACACGACAAUGAUACCAGUGUGAUUUGCUCAGGUCGCUCUGAAUCACUCAGACUGCUGAAUGGAGAGAGCCAGUGUGACAGGAGAGUUGAGAUUUCCCUCCGUGGUGUGUGGGACAGAGUGCUGGAUGAUGAGUGGGACAUGAACGAUGCCAAUGUGGUGUGUAGGCAGCUCCAGUGCGGAGUCGCUGAGAAAGCUUAUAACCCCCCUAAGUCUGAGCAAGGAAUGGGCCCUGUGGGGCUGAGAAGGGUCCAGUGUGUAAGAAAUGAGACUCAUCUGACUCUCUGUGACAACUCCACAUCUGAGACAUUCCAGGCAGGAAUUGCUGCGGAUGUUGGUGUCAUUUGCUCAGGGAGCAGGCAGAUCAGAUUGGUGAAUGGGACAGGUCACUGUGCCAGGACAGUGGAGAUUUAUUACAAUGGCAGCUGGGGGACAGUUUGUGAUGAUUUCUGGGACUUACCAGACUCCAAUGUCAUCUGCAAACAACUGGGAUGUGGACAUGCCAUCAGUGCAACUGUCUCUGCUCAUCAUGGGGAAGGAUCCGGGCAGAUCUGGCUGGAUGAUGUGAACUGCUCUGGGAAUGAAUCCGAUCUCUGGGGAUGUCCUUCCAGGGGUUGGAGCCAGCACAACUGCAGACACAAAGAAGACGCCGGAGUUCUCUGCUCAGAAUUCACAGAUCUGAGGCUAGUGAGCGACAGUGACUGUGCUGGGCGGCUGGAGGUUUUCUACAAUGGGACGUGGGGCAGUGUUUGCUCCAAUCAGAUGUCUGGAGUCACCCCAGCAAUUGUCUGCAAACAGCUGAACUGUGGGGAUGGAGGGCAGAUUGAAAGAGACUUUGAAUAUGGAGCAGGUUCUGGUUCCACGUGGCUGGACCACGUUGCAUGCAGUGAGCAGCACGGCUCCCUCUGGAAGUGCCCAUCAGAUCCCUGGGAUCCAAAGUCAUGUGAUAACCAAGCAGAAGAGACCCAUAUUUCUUGCGCUGGAAAAAAAAGCAAAACCAACUCAGACCCCAUUUACCGAGUGUCCAAACUCUCCAAGCUGCACAGACCAGGAGAAGUUACGUGUCAUGAGAGGAGGACAGAUGCUCGGGCAGAGUGGAGAUGCUAA